GAAGGUAGUCGACGAGUUUUUUAGUGUGACAGUGUUGUUUGGAGCGAGAAGUGUUUUUGCUGAUAAAGCGCGCCCCGUUUCGCCCCCUUUUUUUCGAGUUCUUCGUGAAUCAUGAUGUGCCCCCGUGUUGUCCAACAUCCUUGUGCAUGUGAGCAUUGUGCAAAAGAGCGCCCCACCCGUGCAAGCACCUAAUUUUGUGAUUUGAAAGAAUUUGUGACCACUUUUGGGAGCUUCUGUGCGUUUUCUCUUCUCGUCGUGUGCGAUUAGUGUUGGUCUUUUCUGGUUUUUCUUAAAAAGUGAUUGUGAGACCGAGAGAAAAGCGCGGCGGGACGGAAGCAGCGAGCUAUUGACACAAUUUCUUAGCAAAUCCGAGGUCACUCAAGUGCGUGCCUUCUGCGCAUCUCACGGGAGAUUCGGGGAGUGGGUGGCCUCGGGAAGCUGCAACGCGAUGACUCACGGCGUCCCACUUGCAACGGUGCGCGUCAAGUGAAGAUAGGGAAGAAAUGGACGAGCAGGACCUUCUUAAGACGGUCGAAUCCGUCCUCGGCAAGAAUUGCGUGAUUGUUGACUGCGAAACAACAUCCACAGUGCGUGAGGAGGAAGUGUUGACCAUCAAUGGGGUACCAGUGCGAUUGGAUGGAAAUGAGCAGGAUGCCAUAAAGACUGCUUUGAGUUCGGGACAAGUUCCACCGUGUGAGCUGCUCAAUCAAAUUCUCUACCAGGCAGGUAUCUUACGGCAGCCAGUACGGUUGGAAACAUCCCUGAGUAUCAAGUCUUCAAUUGUUCAUACGGAGGAGGUCAGCGUGGCGCGUGAUGGACGUAUCCUGGAUGAGAGGGUGCGGGAAAAGAAGGAGAAUAACUGCUACACUAGUUCGUGUACGGAGAUCUGGGAACCCGUUGGGUCACGCAGACAACCGGCGAAGGUGACACAGAAACUCGGUGAUACACCUUCAAGUAGUGGAUGCAGCAUCCCACCCGCAUCAUCGUGUAAACUCACUGCAGAUGGACGGAGCACCACUUCGGCCGGGACUAUUAGCAACUCCGAUUCUGGACAUCAUGGGAAUACCUCAAGGACAACAAUAAGGACUCCUUCAUCCUCCUGCUACGAUGACUUCUCCUCAGCCACCGAAGAGACUCCGAAUUUCAUCAAAGCACCACCUCAGGUAUCAGUGGACCAACAUCAGGACAAUCAGGAAGAUUUGGCGCCAAAUAGUGUUCUCGUCUAUCGGGAUGGGAUACUCGUGGCGGCCCCAUUGGAGGCACUCAUUCAGCACAUGGUACCCACGUCGGAUUACUACCCGGAGCAGAAGUUCCUCUUUGCCUUCCUCUUGAGCGGUCGUCUAUUUCUCAAGCCAGUUGAUUUGCUGGCAAAAGUGUGCCAUUUGGGUGAUUUGGAGCAGAAGAAGCUUCAGCUGGAGGGACGGGCCAGGGAUGAUGGGAAGUUGACAUGUGUUGUGCGGAAUUUUGUGCAACUCAUCGCGGAGUGGGUGGAAACGUUCCCGUACGAUUUCCGGGAUGAGCAAAUGAUGAUGAUGAUGAAGCAAGUUACGCAGAAGUGUAUCGCAUGCGAUCCACGACUACGGCGGGAUGUGGCGAAUUUGCUGCAAACCCUCGUGGGGCGCCUCACAAAGUUGGAGCGCUAUGAGGAAUUCCUCGAGCGCCUGGGGCAGCAGGAAUUGAGUCAGACCACCGAUCUACAGCAACACAGUACAACACCCAGCGAAAUGUGCCAAUUGGUGCAGGAUGUCACGGACAUUUGCCCAAAUCCAACAAUUCUAGCCUACCAACUCACCCACAUCGAACUCGAACGGCUAUCCUACAUUGGGCCCGAGGAAUUCGUUCAGGCAUUCAGCAAGGAGAACCCACCGAAUCUCAUGGGAUCCGAUGGUUCGGGCACAUCGCACCAUUCGGCCCACAUGCCAAGCGGAAGUGGUGCUGGGGAUGUCAAGAAGACGCGCAAUCUUGAAUCCUACGUACAGUGGUUCAACAGGCUAAGCUACAUGGUGGCAACAUCCAUUGUCAGACAUGGUAAGAAGAAACAGCGCGUCCGGUUGAUGGAAUACUGGAUUGAGGCGGCACGCGAAUGCUUCAACAUUGGCAACUUUAACAGUUUAAUGGCAAUUGUGGCGGGCCUAAAUAUGUCACCGAUUGCAAGACUGAAGAAAACAUGGGCCAAGGUUCAAUCGGCCAAAUUCUCCAUUUUGGAGCAUCAAAUGGAUCCGAGUAGCAAUUUUAGUAGCUACCGAUCGACGCUCAAGGCGGCUGUGUGGCGAUCAUCGGGCGCCACGGAUGAGAGGCAGCGUAUUGUAAUUCCCUUCUUCAGUUUACUAGUCAAAGAUCUGUACUUCCUCAAUCAAGGAUGCUCAAAUCGCCUCCCGAAUGGUCAGAUCAACUUUGAGAAAUUCUGGCAGCUGGCAAAGCAAGUGACGGAGUUUGUUUCGUGGAAGCAGGUCCGGUGUCCAUUUGAGAGGCAUGCAAAUAUCAUAAAAUUCCUCCAGAUGAGUCCAAUUCUCACGGAAAAUACUCUCUCAAUGGUUUCCUUUGAAUUGGAACAGCCCGAAAAUAAUCACGAUAAAGAGCGAUAUAAAACACUCAAAAGUGAACACAACAACCACUAAAAAGGAAAGAAAAUUGAAACUUAUGAUGACCUCCAAUGGAGGAAUUUUCCUUUAUACUUUCUUUUCUUUUAAGAACGAAAAAAAAAACUUUUUUAAGGCAAAAGAUGAAAAUGAAAAAAUUCAGACGAGAGGAAUGAAUGUUUGAGUUCAUUUAUGUAUGCAUUGCAAGCACUACACAACUCGAUACUUACAGUAUCACUAUAUUUUCUACAUAAUACAAUGUAAUUUUUUAUAAGAAGAAACAAAACAAUUUAAUAUAUUUAAAUUUUUUAAAUUUUAAGGAAAAAUCUUAUAUAAGAAUUUGUACAAAGUAUGUCUGUGACGUAAUGGCGCACCGUUUUUUUUUUUAAGAAUUACUACAAAAUAAUUUUUCAAAAUAUUGUACAAGAAAUCUCAAUUUUUCUCGCUUUUUAUUAAAAAAAAAAAACAAUUAUUCAUAGAGAGAGUGGCGAGAGGAAAAGAAGGCAAGGAACGUUAAAAAAAAACUUAAAGAAUCUUUUAUUUUUCCCUUUUAAAUGGCACUAAAGUAGAUAAAUAUAAAUAGGAUACAUAUCAUUGUAUUUUCUCAUCAUUCCGCAAGAAAAAAAACUUUUCUUCACUUAAAAAGGAUAUUUUUUAAUGAAGAAUUCGCCUAAUGAAAAACAUAGCAAAGUGAAAUCUGUCUCGAAAUAUUGAUACAAAAAAACAAGAAUAAAUAAAUAAAAAAAAAGAAGUAAAAAAGCAGUAUUAGACGAGGUGGGAGGUAAUAUUGUAUGAUUUAUAGAUAAAAGCUGGCUUAAAUUUGUAGAUGAUAGCAAAGAGAGAUAUUGUAGCACUUAUGGGAUGUAAUUAUUUGGUAGGACGCAAAGGUAUAAGAAGGUGAGAAAAGAUGGAAAUAAAGCAUUUAAAUGAA
Messenger RNA from Lutzomyia longipalpis, 3510 nucleotides. Its product is annotated as ras-GEF domain-containing family member 1B-like. Gene Ontology annotation, cellular component: plasma membrane. The transcript has 4 exons. Gene Ontology annotation, molecular function: guanyl-nucleotide exchange factor activity. The coding region runs from base 504 to 2618 and encodes 704 amino acids. Lineage: Eukaryota; Metazoa; Arthropoda; Insecta; Diptera; Psychodidae. The record is from RefSeq and is a predicted model, not a curated record. Gene Ontology annotation, biological process: Ras protein signal transduction; positive regulation of GTPase activity.